Prunus dulcis (almond) is the source of this 1333-nucleotide messenger RNA. Its product is annotated as glutathione S-transferase TCHQD. The record is from RefSeq and is a predicted model, not a curated record. Gene Ontology annotation, molecular function: glutathione transferase activity. The coding region runs from base 296 to 1099 and encodes 267 amino acids. The transcript has 3 exons. Lineage: Eukaryota; Viridiplantae; Streptophyta; Magnoliopsida; Rosales; Rosaceae.
AAGCACAUAUUACAGUUGAACAGUCCUUCCCAGUCCCACCCAGUUGUGAUUGUUUGUUCCCUUCCUCACUGCCUUGCUUUCAAAUUCAAUAACCAAAAUUCCCUUUUGACCUUUUUCUAUUUUCCCAUUUUGAGGUCAAAAGCUUCUUCGUGUGCCUGCAGAGUUCUCAAAAACCCUAGCCCAAAUAGGCAGUUUAUUUUUAUUAUUUUCUUUUUCUGUCAUCUUCUGGAAACUCAGCAUUCAGAGACAGAACAAAAGAGCCCAAUUUCUUCAUACUGCUUGCGGUAACAAAACCAUGCAGUUAUAUCACCACCCAUUCUCAUUGGACAGCCAAAGAGUGAGACUUGCUUUGGAGGAAAAAGGCAUUGAUUAUACAUCAUUCCAUGUCAAUCCUGUAACAGGCAAGAACAUGGAUGCCUCAUUCUUCAGGAUGAAUUCGACCGCAAAACUCCCGGUUUUCCAGAACGGCGGCCAUGUCAUUUUCGACACGAUUGAGAUCAUUCAAUAUUUAGAAAAAAUUGCAAAAGUCUCAUCAGGCGAUGAGAACAUCCCAUUAAGCAGCAGUGAAGUCAUUGAAUGGAUGCAUAAGAUACAAAAAUGGAACCCCAAGUUUUUCACACUUUGUCACAUCCCAGAGAAGCACCGUCGUUACGUCUCUAAAUUCCUAAGGCAGGUGCUCAUUGCUCGAAUGGCAGAAACUUCUGAUUUGGCAGCUGAUUAUCACAAGAAGUUAAAAGAAGCAUAUGAGACGGAAGAAAAGUUGAAAAACCCGGAUGUUUUGAAACAGGACAAGGAACACCUAAUAAGACUUCUUGAUGAAGUUGAAACACAGCUGAAUGAAACGGCAUAUUUAGCCGGGAAAGAGUUUAGCAUGGCAGAUGUGAUGCUCAUUCCGGUGCUCGCACGGUUAGUGAUCUUGAAUUUGGAGGAUGAGUAUAUAGGUGGCCGGCCGAACAUGGCUAAAUACUGGAUCAUGGUGCAGCAGAGGCCUAGUUAUAAGAAGGUGAUUGGGAAGCAUUUCUGUGGCUGGAGGAAGCACAAAACAUUCGUGAAAACAUGGUGCAUAGUUCACAUCAGAACCAUGCUAAGGAAAUUCUGAUGAAUUAUGCAUGGUAUUCUUCCCAUGCUGUAAAUGGCUCAGUUGCAUUAGAUUGGAAAAAGAAAGAAAAAAGAGAGAAGAAUACAGUGCAUGUACUUUUCUUUAUACAUUUUUUUUAAAAAAUCACCCUUCUUUAGAGGAGAUUGAGCAAUAAUUGAUACUAUAUCUGGAGAUCUGUUCUUCUCGGGUAGAAAAUACUCGAAAUAAUUAAUAGAGAAGCAUAUUUAUACUUUA